Punica granatum (pomegranate) is the source of this 1254-nucleotide messenger RNA. Lineage: Eukaryota; Viridiplantae; Streptophyta; Magnoliopsida; Myrtales; Lythraceae. The record is from RefSeq and is a predicted model, not a curated record.
AUAUAUACGUUUGUGUGUGUAAUAGCUCCCAUAUAGCUCAUAUCAGCCGCUGCCCGCCAUGUUUUCAGAGAUUUUCUGCACCAAAAACAAUACGCAUGUCCUCUCUUCCUCCCUCCCCCUACCUUUUGUUUGACUCUUCCCUCUUUCGCACUCCUCCGGUUUUAAUGCAUUUAUUUAUAUAUAACAUACAAUUAGUAUAUUAUAAUAUUUAUAUAUGUGUAUAAAACGCCCAGUAAUUUAACUUCAACUCAGCUAUAUAUAUAUAUAUAUAUAUAUAUGUAUCAUAUAUUAUCAUUUACAAAACCUGACCCCAAGGAGAGGUUUUUAGCGAGUUCUUGAAAAGUACAUAUGGAAAGUGGUACCUGCGGUUCUAAUGAAGCUGGUGAACUGGGCGGUUCCAGCGGGGCAGCUGCGGCGGGGGCGUCACGGUGGAACCCGACUAAGGAGCAGAUAGAGAUACUCGAGGGGCUGUACAAGCAAGGGAUAAGAACCCCGACGGCAGAGCAGAUACAGCAGAUAACGGGGAGGCUGAGGGCAUACGGCCACAUCGAGGGCAAGAACGUCUUUUACUGGUUCCAGAACCACAAGGCCCGCCAGCGCCAGAAGGAGAAACAGGAGAGCUUGGCCUUCCUCAGCCGCUACUUCCACCACCGCUCCGGCUCUGCUGCCGCGGCAGCUGUGGCGGCGUUUCCUUCCCCAUGCCCUAACGUUAUAUGUGGACCAUGCUACAUGCCUCCCAGUGAACUAGGUUUCUACCAGAUACACCAGAAAGUUCUUAUCCCUUGCGGUUAUAAGAGGAGACAAAGAUCCGACUAUGGCGAAAGCUUCGACCCGCGCAGUCAGAAACCUCACAACUAUCCAAACUUGCAGAACCAAUGCAGUGAAUUCACGAAGCGAGAAGAAAGCAAUAUUGGGAUGUCCAGUGACUGUGAUCAUGACAUGACGCUCAGAACACUGGAUCUCUUUCCACUGCAUCCGACCGGCAUUGUAGAUGGAAACGCAAGGGAAACCCUGGAUGUGCCUGCCGGUUCUUCCGAGGUUCUGGAAGAUUCCAAUGAGCAGCAGAACCUGGUUUACAUUGAUUUCUUCUCGGGGAACAAAAAUUGCUGUUAAUGAUGAUUAGAAGAUACUGAUGACUAACUUGAAUACGAUGGAGAGUACUGUAACUGCGUGUUGACUCCAUUGGUUUGGUAGGGUUCUUAUGUUUUCCCUUUUUUUCUUUCCGUCUCUGCAGUAUGUUACGUUCUCUACUAU